AUGUCCAAGCUGUUACUAAACAGUACGCAGAUCAAUGCACUACGCCACUCGGAGCUAGAACAAUGGAAAACACAAGAAAAUGCGGCUGACCUCAUGGUGCCGCUCAUUGGACGUCUCUACCGCGAGAACAAUGUCGUGAGCGUGAUCUUUGGCAAGAGCCUCGUACACAAAACCAGUAUUGAACUCAUUAAGCUGCAUAGCUUUGUUUCCAAGUACGUGGGUAAACGCAUGCAGCCUACCGAGUCGCUCGUGGUGUUAUUGGCACUCGUGCAUCACGCGCCUAAUGCACGUGGUAUGCGCAUCGACCUCGGUCGUACUUUUGUCUAUAUGGAGAAGCAGGUACUAGACGUGCAGGCACAUCUUACACCUGAAGUGCGUGACGUCAAGGUACAGGAGCUGGGCGAGCUUCUGAACGGUCAAAUGGCUUUGUUCCCCUCAGCGCCGACUUUCACACCAAGUGAUGUGAUUCUCUAUGGUUUUGGCCGCAUUGGUCGUCUGCUGGCGCGUUUGCUCAUUGAGAAGAGCGGUCCUGGUGUAAAGCUUAUGCUGCGCGCCAUUGUAGUACGGAAGGGCACCAAGGAGGAUCUCAUAAAGCGCGCUAGUCUGUUGCGUCGUGACUCAGUGCACGGCCAGUUCCUUGGCAGUAUUACUAUUAACGAGGAAGCCAAUGCCAUCAUCGCUAAUGGCAACCUCAUCCAAGUUAUUUACUCGGAUGGACCAGACAAGUGCGACUACACCAAGUACGGCAUCAACAACGCCGUAGUUAUUGACAACACGGGUCGCUGGCGUGACGCCGAUGCAUUGGGACUGCAUCUCAAAUCUCCUGGUGUAUCCAAGGUCAUUCUGACUGCACCUGCUAAGGGAAAUGUGCCUACUAUCGUAGCUGGUGUGAACGACCACAUGGUUUUAAGUACUGAUAAUAUCUUCUCAACGGCGUCUUGCACGACUAACGCAAUUGCACCGCCACUGUUUGCUCUGGACAAGAAAUUCGGCAUCGUUGGCGGCCAUAUUGAGACGGUGCAUUCAUUUACGAACGAUCAGAAUUUGAUUGACAACUACCACAUGAAGGAGCGCCGUGGACGCAGUGCUGUACUUAACAUGGUUAUUACAGAGACGGGUGCAGCUGCUGCUGUGGUUAAGUGCCUUUCCUCGCUAAAGGACAAGUUGACCGCCAACGCUAUUCGCGUUCCUACACCAAACGUGUCACUGGCCAUUUUGAACUUGCAGCUGGACCCGGCUAAAGCGGAGAGUAUUACAAAAGAGUCAAUCAACUCGUUCAUGCACAAGGUGUCGCUGGAUUCUCCGCUACAAAACCAGAUUGAUUUUGUUGACUCAGCUGAGGUUGCGUCUUCGGAUUUCAUUGGCAGUCGUGCCGCUGGUACGGUGGAUGGUAAAGCCACCAUCGUGGAUGGUACCAAAGUCAUUCUCUACGUCUGGUACGACAAUGAGUUUGGCUAUAGUUGCCAAGUCGUUCGUACUCUGCAGCACCUCAUGGGCAUCAACCAUGCUCAUUUUCCGGCGAAGGAGCAGGUUGAAGAAAUUGACCGAUCUCUUAACCUCAUUGACGACAGCUAG
Peronospora belbahrii is the source of this 1575-nucleotide messenger RNA. The record is from the annotation of a GenBank genome assembly. NCBI's taxonomy places the organism in Eukaryota, Oomycota, Peronosporomycetes, Peronosporales, Peronosporaceae.